This is a messenger RNA of Naegleria gruberi, 601 nucleotides long. RefSeq lists its product as uncharacterized. NCBI's taxonomy places the organism in Eukaryota, Heterolobosea, Eutetramitea, Acrasida, Naegleriidae. The transcript has a single exon. The coding region runs from base 22 to 579 and encodes 185 amino acids. The record is from RefSeq and is a predicted model, not a curated record.
AAAACAAUACAAAAUUACAAAAUGGCAAGGUCGGAGAAGAAUGGAUCUGGAUAUUGGAGUGAUGAAUACAAACAUUCAAAGAAUAGACACGGAUCAUCACGUGGAAGCGUUAAUAAAAUAAAGAGAAAGAAGAUGAGAGACGCAACAGCAAGUUUUGGACAAGGAGGGUUACAGAGCAUCGAUAGCAUGCCAACGAGAACUUUUACACAACGAUAUUCAUUGGAUACUGUUUAUAACUCUGAAACAACAGAAUACAGACACGACAAUGUCAAAAGAUAUAGAGAGAAAGUGGAAGAAUUGGACGAAAAGAAGGAGCAACUGAAGCUGGAAAAAUUGAGUGAAAAGUUUGAAGAAUGGUCUGCUGGAAAAACUAACAGAACUGUGAGAAAGGCUUUGAAAAAGUCGAAACGUGAAGGAUUGGAGCAUCCUUUCGAAGAGGAAUCUACUGAUUCAGAAAUUGAACGAGAAAUUGAAAAAUCUAGAUCAAAACUGGUUGGUGCCAAUCAGGAAGUUGUAAAAUAUUUGGAAACAGGAAGUGGUAAGUCUUUUCAAUGGGAAAGGCAUUAUUCCACUAAAUAAAUUAUUGAAAUUUUGAAACUUU